Messenger RNA from Diaporthe batatas, 2927 nucleotides. RefSeq lists its product as uncharacterized. NCBI's taxonomy places the organism in Eukaryota, Fungi, Ascomycota, Sordariomycetes, Diaporthales, Diaporthaceae. Gene Ontology annotation, molecular function: ATP binding; ATP hydrolysis activity. The record is from RefSeq and is a predicted model, not a curated record. The transcript is spliced from 7 exons. Bases 393 to 2678 code for a protein of 761 amino acids.
GUUCGUCUUCUGGGAUGCCGAUCCAUUCGGAAUUCAACCCCAACUCGACAGCUGCUGGAUUAUUAUUAGCCAGCUGGUUGGAUAGUGGCUGCAGCAGUCAGUCAGCACCCACGCAGUAAGCUGUGUCUUCAGCCGCCCAUCAGCCUUUAAAUGGUCUUUUUUUUCAGUUAAUAAGCAACCCUUGGGAAAACUUUCCUCUCAUUUAGUGACGAAGUUGUCUUGUUUUAAAUUCAGAGCCGCAAGAAUUACAUCUGGAAGCAGUUUUCCACGUCUUGAUCUCUCCCUGAUCAUAGCAUUCCAAAGAAGUCUUCGUUGGGUAGUCACGUAAACUGCGUGCCGGACCACGAGGCCACAGACACUAUUUGAAUGCUGAUCAAUACAGUCAUAGAUUCAUGGGCAUGGCUUCCUCAGAAACAAAGGCUUCCAACGGCGGCCAAGGUUCAGUUGAAGAGAGUUUCGGUUCCCAGGAUCGAAUCAAAUACAGGAUCGAGUAUCUUAGUACAGUUACUCCGGGUGCAGCUUCAGGAUCGGAUGAAGACGAGUCCUCUACCAACAAUGAAGAGCCAUUCAUUAUGGAAUAUGUAGAAGUGCGCUAUACAACGGAACCGUUUGAUUCUGGGCCUGCCAAGGAACGGAACCCACGACAAUACCACACGCAUACCAAGGGCCAUUCUUAUAUCACGAUUUUGUCUUCUGCCUUGAUAGAAGCUCUCAGAUGUGUUGUGGACUAUUAUCCAGACGUAAAUUUAUCUGGACAUACUGUUCGAAUAUACGAACCAUUCUGCAUUUUUGUCUUCUACGAGAAAGAGCUCACAGAGCUCCGGAAACGCCUGGAAGCCUGCCAGUCUGACGAUAGACUGUUGGCUUGUAAGAAUCGGCACGCAUAUGAACACAUUGGCGUUGUCCAGAACUUUGUGAGGGACCGUGUGCAGAAAGAUGUCGAUGCGGAGAGAGAACGGCAUUCAAGAGGCUACGCCACUUUCGACAUGCUAUGGCUGCUUUACAAACCAGGCACGGACCACUACACCGACUUAGCUGACAUUGGCGAACAUGAACCAUGGGUGUUGGAAAGCUGCAAAUUCCGCAUAAACAAUGGCACUACCAACCGUUAUGAAGCUCGAUGGUGGAAGUUAUCUGCCAAUCCCGGCUUGAUCGGUCCUUUUACCGGCCAAAGGUUCAUUAACAGGUUUGCUGGAGAGAAAGAAAUCGUCUCAAUGGUUUCAUUCCCUUGCGAGUACAUGUCACGUUCCAAGGAGAUUGAAAUCGGCGAUUCAGAGAAAAUCCGACAACAUUUCGUGAAGCGCGGGAAGGCGUGGUAUGACAUCCAGCGCAGCAAGAAAUGUUACCAGUUCGACGGCAUUACGACAAGGUACCCGAGAGUAUCGAUCAACAGUCUCAUUAUGAUCGACUCCGAAAGUCUAAGCUCUGACCUGUCGAAGGAGGCGGACUUACAACCUGCCACCUUGGUGGAGACCGUUGCACAUCCCACCGCGCCUUACAGACUCUGUAGGUGCGAUUUAUGUGAAGAGUAUAUUUAUCGAAACAUUACGACGCCCAAGUUCUCCGGAUACUCGAAGUUCAGUCCAUUCGCCGUCGAAGAAUUAACUGAGCAUCAAUAUUUCCUAUGUGAUAUGGAAGUGCACGCAUUUGUGUUCAAGCUCAGAAUAUGGGAAGCUCUACACGUGACCGGAGUCAAGGAGGCGGAGUUUGACACAGCUUUGUUUGAGAAGCUUGUUCUAAACGAAUUCACCAAGAAGAUGAUCAAGGACCUGACAGAGAUGUACAUAAGAGACACUGCGAAGCCAACCACAGGUAACGACACGUACAUUAAACUCACUUCCGUUCACAAAACCAUAGGGCCGAAGGAGGAUGUCAAGACAUGGUCCGCAGACUUCGUUCGAGGCAAAGGGGAGGGUCUCACAAUACUGCUCCACGGAAAGCCUGGAGUUGGGAAAACAUAUACGGCAGAAUGUAUCGCAGACUACACGAAGCGCCCGCUAUUGUCGCUAACAUGCUCGGACAUCGGCGUGGAGCCCACCAAAGUCGAGCGUAACCUUAUCCACUGGUUCGACAUAGCCCAAGUUUGGGGCGCUAUUGUCCUCAUCGAUGAGGCCGACAUCUUCAUGGAAGAGCGGCAGCCUCAAGACCUCGCCCGCAAUCACUUGGUCGCCGGGUUCUUAAGAGCUCUAGAGUAUUUCAAGGGGAUUGUCUUCUUGACCACCAACCGCGUCGGCACGUUCGACGAGGCGUUCAUAUCUCGAAUCCACGUAUCCAUCUAUUAUGGCGAAUUCACACCAGAACAGCGAAUCAAGGUCUGGGACACCUUUUUCGAGAAGCUCGAGCUGGAUCGAGAAAGCACGAUGCGCAUUCUAUCCUCUGCAAAGGAUUACGUGCAGUCCUCCGAGCUUCAGAAUUUGAAGUGGAACGGGCGAGAAAUCAGGAACGCAUUCCAAGUGGCCGUUGCGCUCGCCGAGGCGCAAGGGCAGAAAGACGACAAAGGUCGUAUUCUCAUCAAGAAAGAACACGUCAAGGCGACCGUGGAUAUGUCUAAAGAAUUCAGUGACUACUUGAAGCGUGUUCACAGGCAUGAUAUGAGCAAGAAAGCGGCUUUAAUGGGUAUCAGAAACGAUGCAUAUGACUCAAGUCAGGGCAGCAGCAGUAAUUUACCCAGAAAGUAGGGCGCUUUUUGGGGGAGAGUUGCAGAUGACACCUGAUGCUGUCUACAUCGAUAGAGAGUGACGGACAAGACGAUAACAGCUUGCGGAGAUAGCCUUGAAAUGGUCAUAUUAGAGGUGCAUGAUUCAGAUUUUACCUGAUCGAAAAUCGCGACCGUCUAUAAUUCUCUUCGCGAUCUGACACGAUGCAACCAAUUCUACAGUGUUCUGGGCUUCGACGGCCCGGAAGGAUGCGAUCUCCUGCUUACUGGC